CUGCCAGAUCAUGCAAAGUCUGGAUAGGUAUUUAACGUAUCAGCUAAGCACAUCAUUUUUGCUGUUGUAUUUUACCCCAUUUUUCUCGCCAAUUUCGAUCUCGUCUCAUAGCAUUCUGUCAGUCGAUGACACCGUCGAUGACGUAGAACGCAACCAUCGGUUAAUACGUGCAACCAUCGGUUAAUACGUGCAACGUUUGAGCAGUGGACGCGACCUUUGUGUCAGUAGCUAACAGGUGCACGGAACUCAAAAUGAUCUGAGAUAUGCGGAGCAAAUGUAACACAACAAGCAAGUUCCAGCAUUGCUAUACGAAGCCCCGCAACGGCGAGGAUGUUCACCGGCCUGGCACAGAGACCAUGGCAAGUCCUCUGCAGGGUCUACCUGCAGCAAAGAGCCCCACUGUCACAACGAACCCCCAGGGUUGCCCGACCAUGCCACGGGUGGCACAAGGUAGGGAUGCACAAUCUGUGGUUCAGCCAUGACUUCCGUGUAGCCUCUCUAGCAACAGGCCAGGUCCAGUACUAUUGUACCUCAGGCAGCAAUAAGGAUGGCCCCUCUCCUCCAACACAAGGACCACCUACUACAGAGAAGGUGCUGGCUGGGGCAGCACAAGCAUAUUCAGACUCCCCAGGUUCAGUAACCCCACAAGGUCUGACAAAAAUGGAGACAAUUCAAGUGAAAGUGCGGGCUGUCCUUAAGAAGAGGGACUAUGGAUCCAAGUACACCCAGAACAACUUUAUCACUGCAGUGAGAGCUAUGAACGAGUUCUGUCUCAAGCCAAGUGACCUGGUGCAGCUAAGAAAGAUCCGUCGACGCAGCCCCCACGACGACACCGAGGCUUUCACUGUAUUCCUGCGAUCAGACGUGGAAGUCAAAGCUCUAGAUGUGUGGGGAAGUCCUGAAGCCCUUGACAGAGAGCGGAAACUCAGGAAAGUGGAGGAGAGAGAGUACGAAGAGAAUAUUUUCCGGAAUCAGCAGUUGCUAAAGGAGUACAAAGAUUUCUGGGGAAACACUAAGCCCCGAUCAGGCAGCAAGAGGGCAACAUUUUCACAAGGGCCGGGGAAGGUGGUGAUGGUGGCCAUAUGCAUUAAUGGACUGAAUUUCUUCUUCAAGCUCCUGGCUUGGGUGUACACUGGAUCAGCCAGCAUGUUCUCAGAGGCCAUUCACUCCCUGGCUGACACCUGCAACCAGGCUCUUCUUGCAAUCGGCAUCAGCCAGUCUGUCCGCAACCCUGACGCUGUCCACCCGUACGGUUUCUCAAACAUGCGCUACAUCGCCUCUCUCAUCAGUGGCGUAGGUAUCUUCAUGAUGGGGGCGGGUCUCUCCUGGUACCAUGGCAUCAUGGGACUGCUGCACCCACAGCCAAUCGAGUCUCUGCUUUGGGCUUAUUGUAUCUUGGCAGGAUCUCUGGUUUCAGAAGGAGCAACACUGCUAGUGGCCAUCAAUGAGAUCAAAAAGAGUGCUGGCCAGCAAGGAGUGUCUUUCUACGAAUAUGUGAUGCAGAGCCGAGACCCCAGCACUAACGUGGUGCUGCUGGAAGACUCUGCUGCCGUACUGGGAGUGAUCAUGGCCUCAAGCUGCAUGGGUCUCACCUCGCUCACAGGUAACCCACUGUACGAUAGCCUGGGCUCUCUGGGUGUGGGAACCCUCCUGGGGGCUGUGUCCGCCUUCCUCAUCUACACCAACACUGAGGCCCUGCUGGGACGCUCCAUCCAGGCCGAGCACGUCCAGAAGCUCACGGAGUUCCUGGAGAACGACCCCGCCGUCAGGGCGAUCCACGAUGUGAAGGCCACAGACCUGGGGCUGAGUAAAGUGCGCUUCAAGGCGGAGGUGGACUUUGACGGGCGGGUGGUGACCCGUUCCUACCUGGAGAAGCAGGACAUCGAACAGAUCCUCAACGACAUCCAGCAGGUGAAGACCACUGAUGAGCUGGAGAACUUUAUGCUGAAGCAUGGCGAGAACAUCAUUGACACCCUGGGGGCCGAGGUGGACCGCCUGGAGAAAGAGCUCAAGCAACGCAACCCAGAGGUACGGCACGUCGACCUGGAGAUUCUAUAACACUACGGAUCUACGCAGGGAAAGUUGUGCGACUGCAAGAAGGAACUAGAGAAAUGGGGUUUGGAGGAUAGCCAAGCCGACCUCUGCCUCCCGCUGUCUCCCAUCCUCUCCAACUCAUCUGAACAAGUCUUACUGUAGAUUAGUCCUUUUUGGUAAUUUAUCAGGGUCCCUAUUAGCUGUUACGAUAGCAGCAGCUACUCUUCCUGGGGUCCACAUGAAACAUGACAUAAUACAGAACAUUAAUAGACAAGAACAGCUCAAGGACAGAACUACAUAAGCAACAGACACGUGCUGGGACAGUGAUUUAAUUAGUUCCACUUCUUUCCAUGUUGAUUUGACCAUGCUGUUACCAAUGUUACGAAGUGUUUGUUCGAAAGCACAGAGGUAUUAGAGACAGUGGCACACCUGGUGUGGCAGUGAACUGGGCUCAAAGCACGGAAGUUCUGAAAUUGGACUUGGUCGUGGUGCGUUUCACACACUGUAGCUGUACAGUUACCUUUUGAAUAUACUUCUCGUGUUGACUUUUAUUCAUCUUUCCACAAGAACAAAAAAACAAGUCAGUUGAAAAAUCAUGUCUUUUGACUAUUCAAACGGACCAGUAUCAAUAAGCAUUUAUAUACUGAACAAAAAUAUAAAUGCGACAAUUUCAACAGUUUACUGAGUUACGGUUCAUAUAAGGAACUUAGUCAAUUGAAAUAAAUAAAUUAGGCCCUAAUAUAUGGAUUUCACCUGUCUGGGAAAUGUGGGCCUGGGAGGACAUAAGCACACCCACUGGGGAGCCAGGCCCAGCCAAUCAGAAUGAAUCUUUCCCCACAAAAGGGCUUUAUUACUGACAAAUACUCUUCAGUUUCAUCAUCUGUCUGGGUGGCUGGUCUCAGGUCUUCCCACAUGUGAAGAAGCCAGAUGUGGAGGUCCUGGGCAUACGUGUGUGGUUACACAUGAUCUGCGGUUGUGAGGGCCAGUUGGAAGUACAGCCAAAUUCUCUAAAAUUACAUUUGAGGUGGCUUAUGGUAGAGAAAUUAAUAUUUAAAUCUCUGGCAACAGCUCUGGUGGACAUUCCUGCAGUCAGCAUGUUCCCUUAACUUGAGACAUCUGUGGCAUUGUUGUGUGACAAAAUGGCACAUUUAAGUGGUCUUUUGUUAUUCCCAACACAAGGUGCAGCUGUGUAAUGAUCAUGCUGUUUAAUCAUCUUCUUGAUAUGCCACACCUCUCAGGUGUAUGGAUUAUCUUGGCAAAGGAGAAAUCCUCACUAACCGGGAUGUAAAUACAUUUGUGCACAACAUUUGAGAGAAAUAAGCUUUUUGUGCAUAGGGAACAAUUCUGGGAUCAUUUAUUUCAGCUCAUGAAACAUGGACCUAACACUUUACAUGUUGCGUUUGUAUUGUUGUUCAUUAUACAUAAAGCUUAUGACGCUACAUGGAUCUGUACUCCCUCUGCAAGUAUUCCUUUAUGAAUGCAAAUAAUUAUUCAAGUACACUUAACAAAAGCAGCAGAGAUGAGUUUAUUUUCAGUAUGUAGAGAAAGUAUUUUUUCUUAAAUUUUAGGUAAUGUACCUAUGAACCCUGCAAGAUGGCAUGUUCAGAUCUCACCGGUUCAUUGAAUGGAAAUGUGCAUUAGUGAUGACUAGCUUGCGUUACUAUAACAUGUUAUUGGUAGCAUACCAUUGGUGAAAGAAGAGUUGUUCAAAAGGGUUCUAAGAAUUAUUGAUUUGAAAUAUUUAAAAUAAUUGAGUGAGAUGACUGAUCUUGAAUACAGUAGCACUAGUGUGAAAAAUCACACCAAUGUUAUGAAAAUACUCUUGAUACAGCUGUGGACCUCUGCGUGUUGUGAAAUUCUGCAAACAUGGGGACGGUCAGUUGUUUGCUCUGUCAGCAGAUGACAGAUUGGGUUUUUGCUCCAAAGAUGAAGUGGUCUUCGGACAACCAGAGAGAGCGAACGUCCCCUCCUUUACCAUUAUAAAUAAUAGUAGGUUGUCGGUAGCCAUUUUGUUUCUGAGCCUUAUGUGAAAUAAAACAUGUUUUACCAUGGACAUUCUGUGUAUAGACUAAGACAACGACAAAUAAAUAAUAUUAAUGCUGACUAUCCAUAAAAGAUUGAUGUUUGUACAGCCAUUGCCCCAACUUUGACCUUCCCAGCUUGAUAGUUCUGCUCUAUGUGGGUGUAGUCUGUAAGCGAAAUAUUCAGAAUGUUGCAGAUAGAAAUGUAAUGAAUAGAGCUGACAUGAUUCCUAAUUCUAUAUGACAGAAAAUCAUAGCUGUGAUAUAUCAUUCAUUUCUCCCUGAAAGUUCUGUAACAUUUCACCUGCCUGAGAAGACCCAUUGCAUUCAAUGACUGCUUUUCUUUGAAUUCUGUGCUCAUGUCUGUGUUGAUGUAACGGACAGUCUAGCCAAUGAACAAGUUGCAGGGACACAGCUGUAAGCUUAUACCCUAAUGGUGAAUACAUAUUCGGCUUUCUUUAGAGGUGGGCUGGAGUUGUUUCUAAAUUUUGUCGGGGGUGAGGUGGAUAUAUAUAUUUUUAAAGGUGUUCAUUGAUAAUGUAAGAUUUCCUUUGGUUAUAGAACAAUGAAACUACUGCUGAAGGAGUUCAAAUAAAUCUUAAUUUAUGAACAUU
Messenger RNA from Oncorhynchus kisutch (coho salmon), 4669 nucleotides. It is a transcript of the gene slc30a9, whose product is annotated as solute carrier family 30 member 9. The coding region runs from base 331 to 2058 and encodes 575 amino acids. The transcript is spliced from 18 exons. Gene Ontology annotation, molecular function: monoatomic cation transmembrane transporter activity. Gene Ontology annotation, cellular component: endoplasmic reticulum; membrane. The record is from RefSeq and is a predicted model, not a curated record. Gene Ontology annotation, biological process: transmembrane transport; intracellular zinc ion homeostasis; zinc ion transport. Lineage: Eukaryota; Metazoa; Chordata; Actinopteri; Salmoniformes; Salmonidae.